AUGGUUGCUGCCGGUGACAGUGCUGGCCCUGGCUCGGGCUUGGACAUUUCGUAUGGAAAGCCUGGAUACAAAGGGCUUGUAGAACAACCAUUUCUACUAUUUCUAUCCUUGUUCGCGAGCAUCGGAGGUGUUCUCUUCGGGUAUGACCAAGGAGUCAUCAGUGGGAUUUUAGUGAUGAACAACUUCGCCAAGGAAUUUCCCACACUGGCCAACAAUUCGACACUCCAAGGUUGGUUGGUGUCUGUUCUCACAUUGGGUGCCAUGUUUGGUGCCUUGGUCAACGGCCCCAUCGCGGAUCGUCUCUCUCGACGUUGGUCUAUCCUUCUCGCCAAUAUCAUCUUCCUUAUCGGAUCCAUUAUCCAAGCUGCAUCGGUCAAUAUACCAAUGAUCUUUAUCAGUCGAUUUAUUGCAGGGCUGGCUAUUGGUCAGCUCUCAAUGGUAGUUCCUCUUUAUAUCAGUGAGCUAGCACCGCCCAAUCUUCGGGGUGGGCUUGUUGCUCUACAGCAAUUUGCAAUUACGGGUGGUAUUAUGAUAGCCUUCUGGUUGAAUUUCGGAACCCAGCAUAUCGGUGGAACAGGGGACGGGCAAUCAUCCGCUGCAUGGCGCUUUCCUCUCGCUCUGCAAUGUUUAUUUUCGUUAAUUCUGGGAUUUGGAACAUUUUUCCUGCCAUACACUCCCCGCUGGCUGGUGAUGAAGAACAGAGAAGAUGAAGCAAUGGCAACGCUCUCCCGCGUGCGUCGUGUCCCUAGAAGCGACAACCGCAUCGUCAAGGAAAUGCUCGAGAUCAAGGCGUCAGCGAUGUUCGAUGAUGAGACAACCGCCGCCAUGUUUCCAGGAAUCACCUCUCCUAUUCGUCUAAGCUACGAAAGAUACAAAUCCCUUUUUACCUUUCGUCAUUUGAACCGCCGGCUCUUGGUUGCUUGCCUCCUUCAAUUGAUCCAGCAGUUCACAGGGAUCAAUGCUAUCAUCUAUUACGCACCUCAGAUCUUCGGGAAGAUAGGCUUGUCCGGUAGCUCUGUGGAUCUCCUCGCGACCGGUGUAAUUGGGAUUUUGAACUUCCUCUGCACCAUCCCGGCAAUCAUGUACAUGGAUCGCUGGGGUCGCAGAAAGGUCCUGCUUGCAGGUGCCGCCGGCAUGGGCAUCUCCCAGCUCAUAGUAGCCACCCUCUAUGCCGUAUACAAGAGCUCCUGGGCCAGCAACAGGAGUGCUGGCUGGGCCACCGCAGUGUUUGUAUGGCUGUACGUAUGCAACUUUGCGUAUAGCAUUGGCUGCGUGAACUGGGUCAUCCCCUCCGAAAUCUUCCCACCUGGAGUCCGAUCUCAAGCUGUUGGUAUUGCGAUCGGUACAAAUUGGUUGAGUAAUUUCAUUGUGGCGCUUAUUACGCCUCGAAUGCUAGAGUCGAUUGAAUUCGGCACUUUUUACUUCUAUCUGGCCUUUUGUGUCUUUCUAGCGAUCUGGGUGUACUUCUUCCUCCCAGAAACAAACGGUGUGCCCAUUGAAGAAAUGGAUAAGAUUUUCGGCGGCAGCCAGGGGGAACAGGACGCGAUACGCCUGGCGAAUAUUUACAGCCAGCUUGGUGUUGGCACUGGCUUUGAUGGGAAGCAAGAGAAGGACACUGACAGUCAUGUGGAAAAUAUUGAGGAACCAUGA
This is a messenger RNA of Aspergillus pseudotamarii, 1650 nucleotides long. RefSeq names its product sugar porter family MFS transporter. Gene Ontology annotation, cellular component: membrane. The coding region runs from base 1 to 1650 and encodes 549 amino acids. The record is from RefSeq and is a predicted model, not a curated record. Gene Ontology annotation, molecular function: carbohydrate:proton symporter activity. The transcript is spliced from 8 exons. NCBI's taxonomy places the organism in Eukaryota, Fungi, Ascomycota, Eurotiomycetes, Eurotiales, Aspergillaceae. Gene Ontology annotation, biological process: carbohydrate transport; transmembrane transport.